AUGCUCAGACUAAUCCUGAGGGAGAAUUCUUUCCAAUUUGUUGGAAAAAACUACCUCCAAGUACAAGGUACAGCUAUGGGAACAAAAAUGGCAGUUGCAUUUGCUAACAUUUUUAUGUCUGCAAUAGAGACAGAAAUUAUUAACAAAAGUCCGCACAAACCACUAGUGUGCAGGGGCGUAGCGUGGGUUUUUGAAGAUGUACGCACGAGAAUAAAUUUUUCGUAAGCCCCAAAGACGCUUACAUCUAGGGGGGUCUGGGGGCAUGCUCCCCCAUAAAAUUUUGAAAUUUAGGGUCUCGGAAAUGCCAUCUCCUGGUUUUUCUGCGGGGCAUUUUCAAUAAAUAAUGCGGCAAAAAUGCAGUAGAAAGUUGUACAAAAACAAUGACGACAGGUCACAAGCAAAGGGCGAGGCGUCGACCCUUAAGACGGGCAAACUCCUUAACCAACCUGUCAAUCCACGUUCUUAUGUUUAUGUAUAUGAGGGAUUGCUAGGGAGCUUAAUCUUUCGUCCGUCAUCGUACUUCGCAGAGGAGAUUUUAGUCUCUUCAUGCUACUGAAGCUCAUUCGGCAGUGCAUGUAGAUUAGUUGUCUUGUUAAUUGCGUUGAAGUAAUCGUGUAUCGAUUUUCGAGCCAUAUGUGUGUACUUUGUCUCACGAAACACACGAAAACACUACAGAAGCCAGUGAUCACGCUCCUCAAGUCGCAGAAAUAUUCAUAGGAUUCUCUAACAGUUUCUUCGGAACAUCAAUCACUGGGGCUUCACUGUUUGACCUCACAAGUAUAUUCCUAAUAUCCGUUGACGGCAAAUACGUUUUGUUCUGAAGCCACACGUCAUGGCAUAGUAACCUCUCCUUCAAGAAUACCUGCGGGGCUGGAAAAACUGGUGAGGCUGGCUGACCUUGAGGGAGGGGUACAUGAGGCGUUUUUCCUAUUUUUGUGCUUACCACUCAAAUGCAUUUUGCCAUUAUUAGUGGCCAGCACUGAAUGAUUGAUGCUUAGAUAAUGGGAAUUCUACUAAAAAAGCCAGUAUAAUGUGAAAAUAUGAAAUUAUUAGCCAGCAAAUUUAAUGAGAAAAAUUUUUUCUCAGAUCUCAGCUGUACGCACGAGCGUACGUGUGUAUAUGGACGCUACGCCCCUGGUGUGGAAGAGAUUUAUCGAUGACAUAUUCUCAUUGUGGAAUGUAGACAAAGAAGAAAUAUACUCAUUCAUCGAACUAGCAAAUAACCACCACCCGACCAUAAAAUUUACUGCUGAAGUUUGA
Messenger RNA from Porites lobata, 1260 nucleotides. NCBI's taxonomy places the organism in Eukaryota, Metazoa, Cnidaria, Anthozoa, Scleractinia, Poritidae. The record is from the annotation of a GenBank genome assembly.